Messenger RNA from Leguminivora glycinivorella, 2447 nucleotides. RefSeq names its product WD repeat-containing protein 87-like. Lineage: Eukaryota; Metazoa; Arthropoda; Insecta; Lepidoptera; Tortricidae. Bases 1 to 2382 code for a protein of 793 amino acids. The record is from RefSeq and is a predicted model, not a curated record. The transcript is spliced from 6 exons.
AUGAAAAGUUUAAGUGAACCAAAUAGAGUCAGAGCUGUCAGCAAAAAGAAGAAAAAAGAUGGUACGGAAGCAAUAGAUAACCUAGAACAAGGACUUUCUAAACACGAAAAGGAAUUAUCAGAAGCAGAAGGAAAAACAAGGCAACAAGAAAAAGAUCUCCUUAAAGAAGGACUUUCUAAACAAGAAAAGGAACUAUCAGAAGCAGAAAGAAAAAGAAAGCAACAAGAAAAAGAUACAGCUUUUGCAGAUAAAAAGGCCAGGGAUGCUGAAAAGGCAAUAGAUGAAACGCGGCAACUCACAACAGAUAAGAAAACAAAACACCCAGAAGCUAGACCUGAUGAUGGUGAAGAUAGAGUAAGAAAAGGCGACAGCGAUAAAAAAACGGAUCAAGACCUCGAGAAAGCUAAACAAAGAGAAGGCAAGCAACAUGAUGCUGAUGCAACGUCAGCGUUGAAAGAUCAUGUAGCUAAACAAGCGAAAGAUAAAUCGGAAGAAGAAAAACUGAAGAAGCAACAGGAAAAGGAUGUAGCACUAGGAGAAAAAAGAGCCAAAGACGCCGAAAAAGCACUAGAAGCCACACAAAAAGAGUUAACAACAGAAAAGAAACAACCGAAACGACUAAGCGAAUUAACAGUGCCUGAUGGUGAUAAAAAGGUAAGUGAUAAAGAGGACGCAGGCAAAGAUGAAAACACAGAAAAACCCGCUAAAGACCAAAAACCGAAAGGUGACGACAUGGCAGCACUUUUGAGAGAACAGCUUAUGAAGCAAAAGCAGCAGGAAUUGGAAAAAGAAAAGGCCCGAAUAGCACAAGAAAAAGAAAAAGAGCUCCUUGCUAAGAAACUCAAAGAAUUAGAAAGUAAGAAAGAAGCGAAAGAGUCAGCAGUUAAAGCCCCUGUUCUGCAUACUGAACAUGAAGAGUCGGUUGAUGAAAUAAUUCCUGACUUGGAGAUACCAAAAGAGGAUGAAGUAACGGAUAUUAUUUUAGGUCAGAAAAUAUAUAAGGUAAAGUCUGCUAAGAAAACCGAAGAUAUGACACCGAUCUCAGAAUCCAAAAAACAACCUCGGAAAUCGGGGCAGCAUUUAAAACAAGUAAAUGUUAAAGGGGAACUUGAAUCGCAUAAACAGUCUGAAUUACCACCUGAACCACAACAAGCAUUUGCUCAGCAAAAACCUGGGCAGCCAGCGCUUCCGCAAUCCCAACAGAAGUCACCGGCAAGUGGAGAUAAGAAAUCCAAGACGUCCGAAACCGAAACUGGUAAAGGUGUAAUAAGGUAUACUUUAUCCGAUCGAACAUUCAUAGAAAAAGGCUGGACGAUGCUACCUACGGAGAAAGUAGUUAGAAAGAUGAACGUUUACCGCAUGAGGCCAGCGAAACCUGAGUUCGACUGGUUUGAGCACAAUAAAAACAAAGGAGAGCUGACAUACGACACCGGAGAAAAGUUAGCAGAGUUUGACGACAACGGGCGCGGUCGCUGGUACUACAGGACAGGCGAAUUAGCGCUCGAUUAUUACGACGCAGAAGAAACUAAUGCUGGCCAGAGAUUUGUUGUCUACAGCACCGGCCAGCCCGAUGAGCGGGGUCGAGCCAGACCAAGGACUCUUCUGGCAACCUUCGACUACUCGGGGAAUGGCAUCGUAUUUGACCACACCGGCAAGAUACGGUUAAAAUUUAACCAAACAGAAGGAGUAGUACUCGACCGCACCAUAGGUCCCGUGUCUCAUUGGAAGUGGCAUACCCUGAACGACCCACCAGUCUUGCAGCAAGUCAUGAUCGACACCCAAAUGCCGUAUAAAGAUCCCAUCAUCUUAAAAAUGGGUGACAAAAAUGCUGACGCCAAGCGACCAGACAAUGAGGAAAUGUUAGCCAUAGAGUUCGAAAACUUUCUCAAGGAAAAGCGUCAAAAGCUAACGCAAUCUUUCAAGCCGUUUCAAAUUAAAAUGAAAGCUAUGAAGAUAAAUGAAUAUUUUUCGCUUCGAGUUUUAGAUCAAGCAUCGAUAUAUUUGUUGUACAGGGACGGCACGACAAAUUUGAAGUUGAAUAUCGGUAUGGUGUUGGAUCACAAGGAGAUCGUGGAUACGGAUACGGCGGAGAUAGGCGAAGUGUCGAACACGUUGGAUAAGUUGCCGGCUUGUACCGACAGUAUAGCGGGGCUGCAGAAGGCCGUGGCGAAGGCGCAGGCGCAGGAGCGGCUCCGCGUGCGCCACGAGGUGCGCCUGAAGCCGCCGCAGCCGACCGCCAGCGCAGACGCGCUGCGCACCGGCUGCUCGCGCCCCUUGCGCCCGCCCGUGCAAGCUUCCAUAUCCUCAUGCGACAAAAUGACCCCUAAACGCUUUAAGCCGUCGUCGAGUUGCAAUUUGUAUUACAGUACACAACUUUUUUAAUGUAUGUAUGUUGGUUAUUUAUUUUUAAUUUAGUUAUAUUUAAACUAAUUAUAUACAUAAUCCUA